AUGUUCAGAACUCUUCCAGUUCGUCGUAUACAGCUUUCGAGAGCUCUCGCUACCCAUGCUACACCUCCGACGCGCCCUGCUGCCCCACCUACUCGACAUGACUGGAAGAAAGACGAGAUUCAAGCGAUCUACGACACGCCCCUCAUGGAACUUGUCUUCAGAGCGGCAUCAGUCCAUAGGCAAUACCAUGACCCUAGCAAAAUUCAGCUAUGCACUCUCAUGAACAUUAAGACUGGAGGAUGCACUGAGGACUGUUCCUACUGCUCGCAAUCGUCGAGAUAUUCCACACCGACGUCGGCCUCUCGAUUAGUGGAUAUUGAACCCGUGCUGGAGGCGGCCCGCAAAGCGAAAGAAAAUGGUAGUACCCGUUUCUGCAUGGGUGCAGCCUGGAGAGAACUUGCUGGUAGAAAACGCGGGUUUGAGAGAAUAUUGGAGAUGGUCAGGGAAGUCCGAGGAAUGGGAAUGGAGGUUUGCACAACCCUCGGAAUGCUCUCCCCUGAUCAGGCACGUCAGCUGAAGGAGGCUGGUUUGACUGCGUAUAACCACAAUCUCGACACCUCUCGAGAGUUUUACCCUCAGGUUAUAACCACCCGCUCAUUUGACGACAGACUCGAUACUAUUACUGCAGUUCGUGAUGCAGGUAUCAGUGUUUGCUCGGGUGGCAUUUUGGGACUGGGGGAAUCCGACACCGAUCGCGUUGGUCUCAUCUACGAAGUAUCCAACAUGCCUGAACAUCCAGAGUCUUUCCCCGUAAAUGCCCUUGUCCCGAUUCCCGGAACUCCUUUGGAAAAGAAUGAUCCCGUAUCCGUCCACAUUCUGAUCCGCACAAUCGCCACGGCGCGUAUCACAAUGCCCUCUACAAUCAUUCGCCUUGCAGCGGGAAGAAAUACUCUCGCCGAGACAGAACAAGCCAUGUGCUUUAUGGCUGGGGCCAACGCAGUGUUCACAGGUGAACAGAUGCUGACUACGCCAUGCUCUCCGUGGGACGAGGUAAAAAAAUUUGAUGACACGUUAUUAAAGAUUGCUAAUUUCACUUUACCUCAGGACAAAGCUAUGAUGGGCCGCUGGGGACUCUCUGGGAUGCGUAGCUUCGAACAAGUCAGUGUGGCCGAAAAGGAGGCCUCGCGUUUGGAAGAAAAGCUGCUCAAAGCGGGUGAAUCGACAGCUUCACCGAGUGUUUAA
Molecule: messenger RNA, 1182 nt
Organism: Psilocybe cubensis
Lineage: Eukaryota; Fungi; Basidiomycota; Agaricomycetes; Agaricales; Agrocybaceae
Exons: 8
Coding region: 1-1182 (393 amino acids)
Biological process (GO): biotin biosynthetic process
Cellular component (GO): mitochondrion
Molecular function (GO): biotin synthase activity; 2 iron, 2 sulfur cluster binding
Source: RefSeq, a predicted model, not a curated record